Molecule: messenger RNA, 1287 nt
Organism: Momordica charantia (bitter melon)
Lineage: Eukaryota; Viridiplantae; Streptophyta; Magnoliopsida; Cucurbitales; Cucurbitaceae
Gene: ALPHA-SNAP2
Product: alpha-soluble NSF attachment protein 2
Biological process (GO): intracellular protein transport; SNARE complex disassembly
Cellular component (GO): SNARE complex; vacuolar membrane
Molecular function (GO): soluble NSF attachment protein activity; syntaxin binding
Source: RefSeq, a predicted model, not a curated record
AAGCUGCCCGCUGGUUUCGGCAUUUUAACUAGCGGAUUUCGGACGGCGCAGCAAAAGCUGAGCGAGGUCGACGGAACAAAAGCUUACUUCCGAAGAAAAAUCUCUCACCUGCUUGGACCGUCAAAUUCCAGAGUUGACCAUAGUAAUUUCACCAUAAUUUCUCUCCCUGCUUUUAUUCUUCGUUUGAUUUCUCAAGCUCCAAGCAAACUCGAGGAAACAGAUUGAAGAUGGCCGAUCAGCUUGCCAAGGGAGAGGAAUUCGAGAAGAAAGCGGAGAAGAAGCUCAAUGGAUGGGGAUUGUUCGGUUCCAAGUACGAAGAUGCAGCUGACCUCUUCGAUAAGGCUGCUAACUGUUACAAGCUUUCUAAAUCAUGGGAUAAAGCUGGGUCAACAUAUACAAAGUUGGCAAGUUGCCAUCUGAAGGUGGAAAGUAAGCAUGAAGCUGCUCAAGCUUAUGUUGAUGCUGCCAAUUCCUAUAAGAAAACAUCUAUAAAGGAGGCCACUUCAUGCAUGGAGCAGGCAGUUAAUCUAUUUUGUGAUAUUGGAAGGCUCAGUAUGGCUGCAAGAUAUUUGAAGGAAAUUGCUGAACUAUAUGAGUCUGAUCAGAACAUUGAACUUGCUAUUGGUUACUUUGAGAAAGCUGCAGACUUUUUCCAAAAUGAAGAAGUAACAACAUCUGCGAACCAGUGCAAGCAGAAAGUGGCACAAUUUGCCGCUCAAUUAGAACAGUACGAAAAGGCAAUUAAAAUAUAUGUAGAGAUUGCACGGCAUUCACUCAAAAGUAACUUGCUAAAGUAUGGAGUCAAAGGGCAUCUUCUUAAUGCUGGCUUAUGUCAACUCUGCAAAGGUGAUAUUGUAGCCAUCACCAAAGCAUUGGAUGAAUAUCAGGAAUUAGAUCCAACGUUUUCUAACACACGUGAAUGUAGACUUUUAGCUGAUAUUGCAAGUGCAAUUGAUGAAGAAGAUGUUGCAAAGUUCACUGACGUCGUUAAGGAGUUCGAUAGCAUGACCCCUCUGGACCCAUGGAAGACAACUCUUCUGUUGAGAGUGAAGGAAAAGCUGAAAGCCAAAGAGCUGGAGGAGGAUGAUCUUACUUAAAUUUCUUUAUGACAAAUUGUUUUGUUGGGUUUUGGUUGUUUAUUGCUGCACUCUAUAUGAUGAGGUUUAUGUAAAUUUUCACCACAUUUAUGAUGUCUGUGAUUCUAAAACAUUACCUGGUUUGGGUUUCGAUCAGUUUGCAACUUUGCAUGCAUAUGAGUUUGUGAAUGUGUACUAUUUGUUACCCUGC